This is a messenger RNA of Lodderomyces elongisporus, 381 nucleotides long. RefSeq lists its product as uncharacterized. The transcript has a single exon. Gene Ontology annotation, biological process: mitochondrial respiratory chain complex IV assembly. The record is from RefSeq and is a predicted model, not a curated record. NCBI's taxonomy places the organism in Eukaryota, Fungi, Ascomycota, Pichiomycetes, Serinales, Debaryomycetaceae. Bases 1 to 381 code for a protein of 126 amino acids. Gene Ontology annotation, cellular component: mitochondrial inner membrane.
AUGCCUAGUUUUGGAGUUCACACGUUUAGAGGCAAAAAGGAGCAAGAGGCAUACAACAAGACUAUUGCCGGAAAGUACGCAAAACUUGUAAAAAAAAACCACUUUUUAUUCCUUGGCUUACCAUUCAUUCUUUCAAUCGUGGCUGGUUCGCUAUACUUGCAAAAAUUCACCAGUAUCAAGUGGGAGAAAUACGACGACAAGUACCAGCAGUUGGGAGAAGAAGAAAUGAUGGACUUGAUUGAAAACAAGAGGAAAUUCGACAAGAAGGACGACUACUAUAGACUACAAGGCUUUUUGACCGACCACUUGGAGAAAGAGGUUAGUGAUGAUUAUGAGAUUGUGAGAGUGCAACGAAAGAAAGAAGAUGAACCAGUCUGGUGA